Molecule: messenger RNA, 1603 nt
Organism: Exophiala oligosperma
Lineage: Eukaryota; Fungi; Ascomycota; Eurotiomycetes; Chaetothyriales; Herpotrichiellaceae
Exons: 3
Coding region: 60-1214 (384 amino acids)
Biological process (GO): transcription by RNA polymerase II; transcription initiation at RNA polymerase II promoter
Cellular component (GO): transcription factor TFIIF complex
Source: RefSeq, a predicted model, not a curated record
CGAAUCGAUCCCCAUCCUCAAAGCGUCGCGCCUCAUUGUUACCUCCUAACAGCGCCAACAUGGCUUCGCUCCAGGGCUCUGGGAUACCCAGAGUGAAGCUGGAAUCAGUUCCAGAUAUGAAUGUAAAAUCAGAACCCAUGGAGGACACGCCUUCGCCUUACGUCGACGAGGACGAGGAAAUGUACGAUGAAGACACCGGCGAUCUGGACUUUUCACAGGCGCCGCAACAACUGUGGACUAGUCACAUACCCAAGACGUUAUGGGAGGCACUUUCAAAAUUGCAGGACGAAGAUGAGAUAGAGAUAGGUACGAUACGGGUGGAAGGGCCUGAAACAAACCCCUCAAGAGUCAGUAUGCUGCUGAAUCCACUACCUCAACUCGCAAAUGAGCCUAAAGAAUACAACUUAAAUCUGCCACCUCCGGAGAAAGUUCGAGUUCGACGACCUGGCCAAGCAUUUGUUUUCUCAGAGAAAGACCUUCCAGGCUACAAACCACGAGCAUUCGCGUGGGACGAGAUUGACGAAGAAGGAAACCCGGGACAGGGAAGAUCUUAUUUAUAUGAAAGGCACAAGCGCGAACUGAAGAAGAAGGAGAACAAAGGUCGAUUCGUACCAUACUCACGAAGACCGAUACCAAAGCAGACUUCUGUCACAGGAACUGUGGCCAGAGAGUUCGAGGCGGUCCCGGUAAAGAACGACGAAUAUUUCGUAAUUGAGAACAAGAAGGCGGAACAGAUGCUGAGGCCACCUGAUCGAGAUACCGCCGUUUUUGAUCCAAGGAAAGAUCCGUCGAAACACCACAUACCACUCAUGACGAUGACUGACAGAGCGAAUGCCCUGAAGAAUGCGCAGGCUAGGAAACAAGCACAGAAGGACAAUCGGGCCGCUCGUGUCGACAAGCACGUGCUUAUUGAUAAACUCCUCGAUUUGUUCAAACAGCAUCGUAUUUGGGGUCUACGGGAUCUCAAAGCGAAGGUCAAUCAACCGGAAACUUACCUGAGGCAAACCCUGGACGAAAUUGCUUUCAUGUGGAAAGCAGGCGACUUCAACGGUAAAUGGGAACUCAAGGACGAAUACAAAAGCUCCGAUCCGAGAUUACAAAACCCAACGGGAGUGGUGGCUCCGAAAGCCGAGGAUUCUGACAUGGAUAAAUCCGGUCUGGACGAUGACGAUAGCGACGUCUUUGAAGAUGUCAAGGACGUUGGAGAUUUCUAGGGAACUUCUUCACAGAGUGAGUAUAGGUCGGGCCCGCCGUUAUACUGGGAUCGGCUGUAGGGUGGGGUCUUGGAAAAGGCGAAAAAGCAUAGAUAUGAACCAAAACCCUGACUACGAUACGCAAGAGGUUUGGGCAAGGGAUAGAGGGAUACCCUGGAGGCCACAUUGCUUCUCGAAGGAGAUACAGGUCGGACUUGUGCAUCUCUUGCAAGGCGAAUAUGGCGUUUCGAAGUGACAUACUGGUUUUUGUCUCCAGGGAGGCUUGAUGGGUAUGAGAGACGUUACUUUGCAUUGCUUUGGAGAACGCUGUCUAUCUAUGGAACUGGCAGCAUUUGGUAGAGUAAUUGGUAUUCGUAGGAUCAAAGAUCAGUACACGAUACCGGCCUAAC